AUGAGCUUGGCCAACCACCUCAUCAUUGUUUGCGGGCACGCUAUAUGGCUUGGAGGGCCUAGGAAGGGCUACGAUGAAGCAGAAUGGCUCAUAGAAAGCUACAAAGCCGGAGAAACACCCACAUUCAUCGAGCAUAUCAAAGCUGGUGUUGAGGCGUUGGGUAAGGAUGAACGCGCGAUAUUAAUGUUUUCUGGCGGGCCGACACGCAAAGAGACACGGAUCUCGGAGGCAAGGAGUUAUGCGAAUCUCGCCGCUGCAAACUCAUACUUUGGUCUGCUGCCCACCGUAGAAUGGCCAGCCGAUGUCGAGGCCCAUCCGCUCUCGCCAAUCCCGCUCCAUCCUCGCGUGAUGCUGGAGGAGCAGGCCCUCGACUCGUACUACAACAUUCUGUUCAGCAUUCUACAGUUCUGGCGUGCGACCGGAUGCCGUACGUGGCCAGAGCGGAUCACUAUCGUCAGCCACGCAUUCAAACGCACGCGGAUUGUGGACGGUCAUUGUGCGGCCAUCGGCUUUGCCCUUGAUAGAGUGCGUUUCAUUGGUAUCAACCCCCCGAACCUACCGCCGGAACUUUCGGGUGGGGAUCAAGGCAAACAAGGAGGAGUCGUGUCUCAAGAAAAGGCAAAUGCUAUGCAGGAUGUGCAGCUUGUCGUGGGACAGUGGGAGGAAGACCCGCAUGGCAUCUCACAAGCUCUGGCUGGGAAGAGAGUAAAACGCAAUGUCUGGGGCGUUAACCAGAUGCUGCUUCUCAGUGACGAAGAGAGACGCAAGAGCGGACUCAAGACCAGAUUCAUAGGGACGGACAUGGAGGCAUUGUCGGAUGACACGGACCGGCCAUGGUCAUAG
Thyridium curvatum is the source of this 843-nucleotide messenger RNA. RefSeq lists its product as uncharacterized. The transcript has 2 exons. Bases 1 to 843 code for a protein of 280 amino acids. Gene Ontology annotation, cellular component: cytoplasm. Lineage: Eukaryota; Fungi; Ascomycota; Sordariomycetes; Thyridiales; Thyridiaceae. The record is from RefSeq and is a predicted model, not a curated record.